Molecule: messenger RNA, 567 nt
Organism: Protopolystoma xenopodis
Lineage: Eukaryota; Metazoa; Platyhelminthes; Monogenea; Polystomatidea; Polystomatidae
Source: the annotation of a GenBank genome assembly
AUGGUUCAAGAAACCUCGGCUGUUUUUGUGACUCUUUUGUACCCAAACAUUGUUAAAGACGACUUUGGAAACACUGGAACAUGGACUUUAAUAUAUAAUCAGGGUUUUGAAGUAACUCUCUCUCAUAGAAAGUGGCUGGUAAUGUUUGAUUAUGAUAGCGUUACAUCUGAAUCAUUUUGUGGCAAAGGAAUACCGGGUUGGACGCAUGACACUUUGAUUCGUCAGUGGUCCUGCUUCUCUGCUCAGAAAAUAGGAUACACACCUUCGCUAAAUAUCGUACCAAUAGCUGUUGAUAAUCAGCAUCUUGGAAAUAGAUUAUAUCAGACAAAUACUGAUUUUAUUUCUCAGAUAAAUUCAGUUCAGUCUUCCUGGACAGCUAGACGUUAUGUGGAGCAUGAAAAAUUUUCAUUGUUGGAUAUGUACCGCAGAUCUGGUGGUAAGAAGUCCGUUCUUACAAAUCGCCCAAGCGCAGCUCCUACGACCAAAGCACUUCAAGAUUUAGUAAAUCAGCUUCCAAAAAAUUUUGAUUGGCGUAGACCACCAGAGGGUCAAAGUGUGGUUACUGAC